Molecule: messenger RNA, 268 nt
Organism: Trichomonas vaginalis G3
Lineage: Eukaryota; Parabasalia; Trichomonadida; Trichomonadidae
Exons: 1
Source: RefSeq, a predicted model, not a curated record
AUGUCCGACGUCCCACCAACCGAGCCCAUAUCCCAACCAGAAGAACCGAAAGCUGCAGAACCACAACAGUCUCCUCAGCAACCUCAGUUCCAGCAAGUACCUCCGAUUUACUACCAAUUUCCACCUCAAUGUUACUACCCACCACAAGGCUUCCCGAACUACCCUCCUCCUCAGCCUAUGCCUUACUUCCCCAACCCUUGGAUGUUUAUGCAAAACCCUGCCCCACAAUUCCAAUCUCAAUCCAAGAGAGACCAAGAGUUCGAGGAAG